Molecule: messenger RNA, 4380 nt
Organism: Fraxinus pennsylvanica
Lineage: Eukaryota; Viridiplantae; Streptophyta; Magnoliopsida; Lamiales; Oleaceae
Source: the annotation of a GenBank genome assembly
AUGGACAAUGACUUGGACAUGGAUCAGCAGGUUACAUCAGGUCGUCUGAAGGGAAUAAUUUUCAAUAUUUUAUCUGAGGAAGAUGCAAGCAAGAUAUCAGCCACCGUCGUUGGAGCUGUCAAUGAAGUCUCAGAUCCUGCAUUGGGAUUGCCCAAUCCAAAUUCUAAUGAAUGUCUUACAUGUGGUGCUAAACGUAAUAGAGAGUGUGAAGGUCAUUUUGGGUUGAUCAACUUGCCAUAUACAAUUCUCAAUCCAUAUUUCAUGUCUGAAGUUGCACAGAUUCUUAAUAAAAUCUGUCCGGGCUGUAAAUUUCUUAGGCGCUAUAAGGUCAAGAAAGCUGAUUCUGCAUCAAUUCAUCAUCAGCCUAGGAAUUGCAAGUACUGUACUGGAAGACUGAGAGACCGUUACCCACCAAUGAAAUUUAGAGUAUCUUCCAAAGACAUGUUUGCAAAGACGGCAAUUGUUGCAGAGGUCAAUGAAAAGUUCAUAAAUAACAGCUCUGGAAAAGUUUUGGCUUCUGACUAUUGGGAUGUCAUCCCUCAAGAAUCAAGCCCAGAAGAGAGCUCCUUGCAAUCAAACAUAAGAGUUCUAUCACAUGCCCAGGUUUAUAGCAUCUUGAAAGAUGUUAGCCCAACGAUUCUUCAAGCAGUUCUCAGAAGGAAAAAUUCAAUCUUUCUCAGCUCGAUGCUUGUGACUCCAAAUAGUCAUCGAGUGAGAGAAUUUGGGCAUCGUAUAACUUUGGAUGAAAGUACAAGGAUGUAUAGAAAGCUGCUUGAUUUCAGAGGUACACCAAAUGAAUUGGGUGCUCGUGUUCUUGACCGUUAUAAAAUUUCCAAGAUACGAGCUGAAAAAUUGUCACCCAUGCAUAGGAUAUAUUCUGAAAAUAAAUCAACAAGUGAUGCUUCCAAUACAUCUGGUCUGAAACACAUAAAAGAACUUCUACUUGGAAAACGGACAAAUCAUGCUUUCCGCAUGGUGGUCGUUGGGGAUUCCCAUAUAAAGGUGGAUGAAAUUGGCGUGCCAGUUCAAAUUGCAGGGAACCUGUUGGUACAAGACCAUUUAAAUGUGUGGAAUUGGGAUAGACUAGAACCUUGCUGCGAUUUUUUGCUUUAUCAAAAGGGUGAAAUUUCUGUUCUUAGAAAUGGUAAGAAACUUUGUAUUAGGUCCAAGUACUCACUGGAGGGAGGAGAUAUUAUAUACCGGCCUCUCAUUGAUGGAGAUAUUUUGUUGAUUAAUAGGCCUCCAUCUAUUCACCAGCAUUCCCUUAUAGCUGUAUAUGUCAAAAUUCUUCCAGCAAAUUCGGUCUUCUCUGUCAAUCCUAUUAUUUGUUCCCCACUUCGAGGAGACUUUGAUGGAGAUUGUCUUCAUGGUUAUGUUCCUCAAUCAGUAGAUUCUAGAGUAGAGUUAAAUGAACUUGUUGGUCUGGAUAAACAACUGAUCAAUGGACAGAGUGGUCAUAACCUCUUGUCGCUUAGUCAUGAUAGUUUAACUGCAGCACAUUUAAUUCUCGAGGAUGGGGUUUUUCUGAAUAAAUCUGAAAUGCAGCAGCUGCAAAUGUUUUGUCAUCAUCAGUUGCAAUUGCCAGAAUCAGCUUCAUCGGAGACUUCUUUGUGGACCGGAAAACAAUUAUUUAGCUCGCUUUUACCUUCAGAUUUUGAAUAUGUUUAUCCGUCUAACAAUGUCCAUAUCAGUAGAGGGGAGCUUAUAACAUCUCCUAACGGUUCUUCAUGGCUACGUGACAGUAAAGACAACCUGUUCGACUGUCUUAUCAGAUAUGGCCGAUAUGAAACUCUUGACUUCCUGUUUGCUGCGCAGGAAGUUCUUUGUGAGUGGUUGUCAAAGAGGGGAUUGAGUGUUUCAUUGGCAGACCUCUGCCUUUCUUCAGAUCCAUACUCUCAGAAGAAUCUUAUUGACGAAGUCUCAUGUGGUUUGCAAGAAGCAGAGAGGCUAUCAUAUAUAAGGUUGCUUAUGGUGAGUUAUAACAAAGAUUUCCUUGUUGAAAGCUCCGAAGAGAAUGAAAACGCUGUGAGUUUUGGAAAGAAAUACUUGUCUAUUGCACAGCAGAAGUCAGCAGCACUUAGUCAAACUUCCAUUUCUGCUUUCAAGCAAGUCUUUCGGGAUAUUCAGAACUUGGUUUAUCAAUAUGGAAGCAGUGAUAAUUCAUUUCUGGCAAUGUUGAAUGCUGGUAGCAAAGGGAACGUGCAAAAGUUAGUCCAGCAUAGCAUGUGCCUAGGGUUGCAACAUUCUUUGGUUUCUUUAUCGUUUCGAAUCCCUGAUCAGCUCUCUUGUGCUUCAUGGAACAACCAAAAGAAUUGUGCUGUUCAGAAAUCCCAUGGAAUCCAAGAAUAUUCUGAGUUGUAUAUCCCAUGUACUGUAGUUGCAAAUUCUUUCCGAAUGGGCUUAAAUCCUCUGGAGUGCUUUGCUCAUUCAUUGACAACACGUGACAGUUCUUUUAGCGGGCAUGCUGAUGUUUCUGGGACUAUAACUCGUAGGCUCAUGUUUUUCAUGCGUGAUUUAGUCUCUGGAUAUGAUGGAACUGUUAGAAAUUCUUAUGGGAAUCAAAUUGUUCAGUUCUCCUAUGGUUCUGAUGCCGUUUCUACUACCCAUAGUGAUGCUCUUGAUGCCUCGAAUGAGAGGCUGUAUGCUUGUAAUUCGCCAGGUGGUCAUCCUGUUGGUUCAUUGGCAGCUUGUGCCAUUUCAGAGGCUUCAUACAGUGCUUUGGAUCAACCAGUCAGUGCAUUUGAACCAUCACCUCUGUUAGCUCUAAAGAAAGUCUUGGAAUGUGGAGUAAAGAAGAGCACUGGUGAUAAAAGUUCAUCACUUUUUUUGUCCAGAAGACUUGGAAGAUGGGCAAAUGGUUUUGAAUAUGGAGCUUUAGAAGUCAAGGAUCAUUUGGAGAGAGUGCUAUUCUCUGAUGUAGUGUCAGAAGUAGCAAUAUUCUUGUCCUCCCAGACCUACAUUAGUACGUGGGCUUGUCAUUUUCACAUAGACAAGGAAGUUGCAAAGAAGAAACGGCUGAAGUUGCGUAAUGUUAUUGAUGCUCUUUAUAUGAAGUAUGAUGCUGCUAGAGUGAAAGCAAAAAUGCCAAACUUGAAGAUAAUAAGCAAGGGCUGUUCCGAAGCUGACCUGAAAUAUGGAACUGGCACAAAAAUUUGCAUCACAGUUGCAUUAACUGAAAGCGCCAGUAAUUUGGAAGUAGAACUGGGUACUCUUCGUGAAAUGAUUAUACCGGUCCUUCUUCAAACUGUUAUAAAAGGAUUCCCCGAAUUCAAGAAGGUUGAUAUCUUAUGGAGAGAGAGACCAAAUCGUUCAAAAUUUCCAAAGGGCUCUUCAGGUGAAGUUUAUUUGCGUAUUUUCAUGUCAGAACACUGUGAUAGGACUAAAUUCUGGAGCAUCCUCAACGAUAAGUGCUACCGAAUAAGAAAUAUAAUUGACUGGGAGCGCAGUCAUCCGGAUGAUAUUCAUGACAUCAGUCAGUUCUAUGGGAUAGAUGUAGCAUGGAAGUACUUUGUCAAUAGUUUGAAUUCUGCAAUCUGUGAUACUGGCAAGACCAUCCUUCCGGAUCAUUUAGUUGUCACCGCUAAUUGUCUUUCGGCUACAGGGGAAUUUGUGGCCUUAAAUGCCAAAGGACUUGCACAGCAAAGGAAGGAAACUUCCAUUUCUUCGCCCUUUUCACAAGCAUGCCAUCUGAAUCCUAGUGAUUGCUUCGUUAAAGCUGCUAAGACUGGACAAACAGAUGGUCUUCAAGGGAGUCUUGAGGCAUUGGCAUGGGGACAAACUCCCUCGAUUGGAACUGGUUGUCAUUUUGAUGUUAUAUAUAAUGGGAAGGGACAUGAACUUGCUGAGCCUGUAGAUGUAUAUACUCUGCUGAGUACCCAUGUCGGUUCUACUAAACAGAAAGAGAAAAUUAAGUUACCAGUGAAGCAAAAAGAAACACCAGGAAAAUCUGUCACCGACUGUCUAUUGAAAGGAAAGGGCCUUAAAAAUUUGACAAAAGAUACAUACUCACAAUAUAUCUUACUGGAUGACAUACACAGGAUUUCACGGGCAUUGCAGCGUAUACUACAUGAGUACCCUAUUGAUCACCUGUUAACUGGAGAAGAUAAGUCUGCUGCAAUGAAGGCUCUACAGUUUCAUCCUCGAUUCAAAGAGAAGAUUGGAACUGGUGCUAUGGAGAUAAAGAUUGGCCGUCAUCCAAAACACGUGGGAUCGCGCUGCUUUGUACUGAUAAGGACGGAUGGAACAGUGGAAGACUUCUCAUAUCACAAAUGCAUUCAUCACGCUAUUGAGAUGAUCACUCCUCAGAAGGCAAAAGCUUAUCAUUCAAGAUGGCUGAAUGGAGCAAUACGCUCUGAAAACCGCAAGGACGAACCCUGUUAA